Molecule: messenger RNA, 2134 nt
Organism: Styela clava
Lineage: Eukaryota; Metazoa; Chordata; Ascidiacea; Stolidobranchia; Styelidae
Source: RefSeq, a predicted model, not a curated record
CAGCUUUAACAAAACAAUUAGACGUGAUGGAAAGUAAGCUCUAUCAAAUAAAUAAGACGAUGGAAGAAUCAGCAACGAAUUUAGUGCCGCCCUCUGUUGUAGGUGUAAAAGAAACGACCACUCCCCAGGGAUACAAAGACAAGAAAACUUCUUUGGCCCGUACUUCAGUCGUCCCUGCUACUUCUCCGUGGUCACCUAAGGAAGCCUCUCUCUCUACUGUACGCCAAGAAACUUCAAAAGUCGAACACAGUACAGUACGUUCCUGCCCAGCACAUAAAGCCCCGGACAACGGGACUGUAGACAUUGCACCUGACUUAGGGUUUGGUCAGACUAUCAAAUAUUCAUGCAAUGCUGGAUACGUUCUUCAAGGAUCAAACAUAGGAAAAUGCCAAGAAAAUGGAACAUGGGGGGAAGUGCCCACUUGCGUAGUCGAUCUUGCAUGUGAUUUUGAGUCAAUCAACCCUACAUGCGGUUACACGAAAGUUGAUGGGACAUUUCAGAGAGAAUACAGAGAUAAUGACGCUACAGAUUAUGUUCUUGCUGGUAAUGGUACAAUCAGAUCUUUACCCAAGGCUUUGGCUGGCAAUGAGUCACUAUGCAUGAGUGUCGACAUAAAAGGAACAUCUGAUGGAGAGCUGAUGGCCAAGGCACACAACGGAAAUGUAACGAAAGCAAUCUGGCCGUUUUCGGCCUCGACUAACUGGACAACCGAGAAAUUCACUUUAACGAAAGUAAACUCCACAGAUACCAAGGUACAGCUUGAGCUUGAGGCAUCCGGGAAUGUAGAGUUAGACAACAUAACAACUUUGAACUUCUCCGAAUGUUAUGGUCUGGCUACACCAUGUGCAAAGCGAAAUCUUGACAACGUAAAAAUUUCUCCUGAGCAAGACUUGUACAGUGUGAAUCAGGAGGUCAGUUACUCUUGCAGCAAUGGUUCCACUUUGAAAACGGGACAAACCGCAACAUGCAAACCUGACGGUUCAUGGUCGACAACACCAGUGUGCACCUCUGCAGAAUGUGGCGUUGCCUAUAAUUCGAAAUGUUUUCAAGCGAUAGUUUAUGACGUGAAGAACGUCUCAAACAAAGUCGCUAACUCUAUUUGCCGGAAAAACCUUGCCAACAUUUAUGACUUCACACACUACAACCUGAUUCUAGAAUACUUACGAUCAAUGAUUCCUGAUGGAGAGUCAGAGAUUAAUGUUCGUACCGGAAUGAAUUACAAGAACGGUCAGCUGAAUUCAGCGACGGGCCAAGCUAUUCUGCUGCCGACUGAGGUUUGGCGCCCUAAUAUCGAUACAUCACGCUCAACUGUAAUUUUUGCUGUCAGGCAAAACCCGGAGGACGAUAGACAAGGGUUUUUUAAUAUCUAUCCUCAGUGGACAGCCCAUGGAGCCAUCUGUGAAAAUGAUAUAUAACUCUGUCCAUUGAAUGAUUGAUAAUCAAAAAACUGAUUUUUAAACCGAAUCCAAACUUACUGCAGUUAUAAACUCUAUCUUGAGCGUUCUAUUAUCAAUCGCAUCGAGUCGCAUUUCCUUUUCUGCUUAUUCAUAUUAUUGAGCAAUUUUUGUCAUAACCCACGAGGGCGCUGCUGCGUCAUUUCUUACUACAGUGAUAUUUUGUGAUUUUCAUCUUGUGAUACUUUCGAAUUAUUGGAUCAGUAUAUUUUGGUCUCUUCUCUCUGAAUUAAUCAGUCAACAGGUGUUGCUGAUUCGAAGACUGUUACAGUCCUUCGCGACCCCUCAUCGAUUGCAAUGAAUCACUCACGUUAUUUUUUUCUAUUUUUUUUUAAUUCCGUUAUACACUUUUUGUGUAUUGUUUGCAUUGAUUCUUGCAUGUUUAGGAAAAUUGAGUUUAAGAGUAAUUGAUAUUUACCUUAGCAUUUUAAUUAAAACUUUGAAUUACUACUUCCGCAGUUGAACAACCAUAUGCUCUUGUAUUCUCGAAUAUUCGUUAGCCGCAAAUGCGGCUUAAUUUACACCCCAACUUACUGUAUCUAUGGCCCACAGUUGAACAAGCCUAUAAAGUAAAUAAAUCCUACAUGCCGUAUAUACCCUUCUUAUGGAAUACAGUUUGGGUUUAGCUACUUAUCACUUGUAUGAGACGAUUAAUUUACCGAUACCGCUGAAUGCCUUUA